AUGGCUGAUACAAUCCUUAAGUUAAGUCGAGGUUUAGUACACAUCGACACAAAUAACGAUUUCCGUUCGGAUGAAAUUCAUUAUCAAGUUACUUUCACAUUUCUGAUUAUCGCUGCCGUCGCCUCCACAACUCUCCAGUUCUAUGCAGAUCCUAUUCAGUGUAUUCAACCAGCCCAGUUUACAGAUGGCUAUACAUCGUUUGCUCGAAAGAUCUGUUGGUUGAAUAACACGUACUUCUAUCCUCAAACUUACACAAGAUUACCGAUGGACAAAAACGAACGACAACAACACACUCUUAGAUAUUAUCAGUGGUUACCAUUCGUCUAUCUCAUCCAAGCAUUCUUCUUUCUUCUUCCACAUCUUAUCUGNUAUACAGAGAAAGAUUAG
Molecule: messenger RNA, 387 nt
Organism: Adineta ricciae
Lineage: Eukaryota; Metazoa; Rotifera; Eurotatoria; Adinetida; Adinetidae
Source: the annotation of a GenBank genome assembly